CACAACAGAGCAGAGCUACUCAGAGCAUUGUUACGUUCUGUUCUCAUAAAAAAGCAGAAGGAGGAGACGAGAAGACGACAAUGGCUGCAAAACCGGACAUGGUUGCAGAAGUGGAAAUGGCUGACGCAAAAGGAGUGUUUUCUCCGGCACACGACGACGUUUCAGUGAACAUUCUGGCGAGACCACCUGCCGUUUCUUUCGCAUCAUCAGCGGCCUGUGUUGGCAAAACGUGGAACCAAAGCUGCAACAAAAUUCUUUCUCGUCCCCAGUUCUCUUCAGCUUUGUCUCUCAAUCCGGACCUGCAUGCUGCCUUAGAUGAGGUUCUUGCUGACGCUUUCUCUAAGCCGCUUCGACCGGACUUCAUUGUCGCAUACAUCGGCACAAAUUUUAGCUUGGAAGAAACUCACCACCUUAUCACUGAGAAGGUAGGCCUUGGAAUUCCGGUUAUAACCAAUAAGGCCAAGGGACUAAUUGGCACUGAUGUCCAAACUGAUAAGCUCAGAGAGGUGAUUUGGGGAUCGACUGAUGGUGAUUCUGAGCGGAAUGAGAACAAUUCGAACCGAGGGAUUGUUUUGUCUGUCGGAUACAUGCCCGGUUUGAAAGUCGAUGUCAUCCCACUCUUAAGGCCAAAGAAUGAACAACAAUUGACUAUGGUUGACCACUUUCCGAUGGAAAUUAUGGAUUUCACCUGCGCUGCCUCAGGUUCUUUAUCCCCAUCUUGUAUCAUAAUGUUUGGUGAUAAAAAUGUGGACAUGAAUCCCAUUCUUACCAUCCUUGAUCAGGUCAUGCCUGAUGAGACAGCCAUUGUUGGUGAUGCAGGUGCCGCCUUUCUGUGCACUCGAAUGGAUGAAGCCGAAAAUUACAAUAAGGAUGUGUUCUCUUUCGCCGCUGCUGCUCUCGUUUUUGCAAAGGAUCUAUACAAGCCUGAAGGAAUUUCCCUAUGCAGAACUGUCCUAUAUUCUGCAGCAAAUUAUAUCAAAAAGCCUGAUAUGUACAUCGGGGUCACACAAAGAGGAAACUACUCCAUUUUGGAAAAACCACCAAGCUCCAGUCGCCAAAGAAGAUUUGUCGAAGAGUCGCCAAAGAAGAUUACGAGACGGAGGAGGAAGAAGAAGAAGGGUGAGAGCAAGAGCUUGACAGACCUUGAAUUUGAAGAGCUAAAUGGGUUUAUGGAUCUUGGUUUUGUUUUCUUAGAGGAAGACAAAGAAGAUUCAAACUUGGCUUCGAUCAUUCCUGGGCUGCAAAGAUUGGGGAAGAAGGACGGCCAAGAUGAGGUCUUUGACGAGUCUACAAUUCCAAGGUCUUACCUUUCUAAAGCUUGGAAGGUGAGGGAUCAAAGAAAGAGAGAGAAGCCAUUGAUGAAUUGGAGGUUUCCUGCAUUGGGCAAUGAAAUUGACAUGAAAGACAAUCUCAGAUGGUGGGCUCACACAGUUGCUUCCACAGCUGCUAAUCGUGAAUUUAGCCCGCCUAGCCGCUAG
Prunus avium (sweet cherry) is the source of this 1478-nucleotide messenger RNA. Lineage: Eukaryota; Viridiplantae; Streptophyta; Magnoliopsida; Rosales; Rosaceae. The record is from RefSeq and is a predicted model, not a curated record.